AGACUGUUCUGCCUCAAAGGAUUCUUCAUGUAGAUUGGAUACAAGAGACGUCGAUACAUCAAAGUUUUAUGGCUAUAAGCUUGCGUCUCCUAUUGUUAGAGUUCCUGAGCUCCAUGGCUCAGGCUGCUCCCAAGACAUGGGACCCUGCCUCAACCUAUGCUCCCUCUGAGAUUACUCAUGAAGUCCCCAAAAUUGUCAUUGCUUUGUUGAAGCUAGACUGGUUCCAGAAAUACUUUCCUGACUUCAACUUCAAGGAAGGACUCAUCGCUGAACUGAUUAGUGAGGAACCCCCGCCCAAGAAGGCCUAUGAGGAGCUUAGUGAUGAGGAACUUGAGGAGGAACUUGAGAAGAAACGGAAGAAGGAGAAGUUGCUGUAUCAGACAUACCCAGAAUUCUUCACGGUGGAGGGUGUAGCCACGAUGCUGCUGAAGGUCCUGGAGAAAGCCAAGUGGGCUGACGGCACCCAGGUCAUGUUGCUGCUCAUGGAGAUGGUACCGUGGCUGGGAUUAGAAUUUCGAAGGAAGCUGCAGAUGUCGCUAUUGAAAAUUCUCAACAGAGAUCCUCCCCCAAACCUUGUGGAUAAGGUAGAGAAGAAAUAUGUGAUGACGGCCCUGCAGUUGCUCAUGGUUGGCGUUCUGGGAUCCCGAGGCCUGGUCCUGGAACUCAUGUCCUACUUCCUCUACUCACCCUCUCGCUGCAGACCUGUGCUAAAGACGCUGUUAGAAGAUUUGGGCCUGAGGGACCCCCAUAAUUUCCUGUUUAAGGAAAUGGUGACCUGGGCAGAAGGGAAAGAUUUAAGCAGCAAGGCGGCCUUGAGAGGGCGAUGUGGACAGAAGCUGGAACUUAUGAUUAAGAACCUUCGGAACUACCUGAAAAUGAACUUCCUAGGAGUUACUUGGCAGGAGGGGGUUCCUACCCGUUCCCAGAAGACUCUAAGUGAGGAAAGCCUCUCGACGCUGCUGUCUUCACUGCUGCCUGAGCCUCCCUCAGCGAAGCAGAAGUCCAUUUACUCAUUGAGAGCUUCCAAGCCUUCCCUCAGGAUUUCCCCCAAGCCUUCCGCAGAGCUUUCCGCCGCGAUUUCCGAGCUUUCCCCCAAGAUUACCCCCAAGCAUUCCCCUGAGCACUCCCCUAAGCAUUCCCCUAAGCUUUCUCCCGAGCCUGCCCCUAAGCCUUCCUUUGAGAUUUCCCCCAAGAUUUCUUCCAAGACUCCCUCCAGGCUUUCUCCUUUGGCUUCCCAAAAGCUUUCUCCCAAGUUUCCCCCCAAGUUUCCCUACAAGGUUUUCCCCAAGACUUAUUUCAAAUUUUCUUCCAAGCCUUCCUCCAAACCUUCCCCCGAACCUUCCCCCGAACCUUCCCCCGAACCUUCCCCCGAACCUUCCCCCAAGCCCUUGGACCAGGCUUCCGAGCUUUCUCCCAAGUCUUCUCUUGAGGCUUCUCUCAAGUCUCUGCUCCAGCCUCCUUUAAAGCCUUCGGUGAGGUUUUCUUCCAAGCCUUACACCAGGCUUUUGGGUUUUCGCCCCGGUCUAUCCCCCUUCUUUUCUCCCCCUUUCUGGAGCAGUCCCGGCGAGGCUUUCCCCAGCUCUGGCAUCCCGACGCCCACAGAUUCUAGAGCUAUCUCCCCGGCUUCCUUCCGAUUCAUUUCUCUUAGCCAGCCCCCUCUCCUGCAAAGGGCGGUGUCGGAGCCGCAGUGGUCGUACCCCUAUGAGAGGAAGCUGGUGGCCCGCCACUCGGCUCCCGCCUCCCUCAUGCCGGGCUGGCUGCCGUUUGCGGAAUACAGAUACCCAUUCUUGGAGACCGCCGUCUCCCGGCUUCCGCUUCCCGAGGAGGAUUACGAGAUCGAAAUCACCCAGAUCCAUCCUCUCAGCUUCUUCCUUGAGCAGCGGCUCCAGGCGCAGAAGGAAAGGCUGAAGAUGCGGGCAGCCUUGCGCCACGUCAAGCCCAACACCAUUGUCAUGCAGCCGCGAGACGUCCUGCUCCCUAGCUACGGUACCACUAAAGGACGAAAGAUCCUCCGACUUCAGGAGCGUGGAGAUCCCCAGGCACUGCUAACUCCGCUGGUUGAGGCGAAAAAUUACCACAAGAUCCGCCGUCGCACGGGUACCAUUUCUCGUUCACUGAAGCUCCCUCUGCCUCGAGUGGAACCGAUUCCCUUCCCCCCAUCCUGGCCACCUGCAUCCCGCCCGCUCCCUCCCUCGAUCCUGGAGGAUUCCUUGCAGCGCUAUUUCCUACCCAAACUUGCCCGACCAGAGAAUUACCGAUGAGCCCCAUCCGGGCUUCUGACUGUCCCCCCCACCCUUCCCCCCAACCCAGACACAGACUGGUCCCCAGGGGCCCGAUUGCGGAUAGAUCUGGCUACAACUAGCCCGCGGCAGGGCCUCCGCCACAGCCCCCUCGGGGGCCAAGGCUCCCCCUAGGGCCAGGCAAACAGGACUGCCGAUGAAUAAAGAGAAUGUUUCACCUAA
Messenger RNA from Antechinus flavipes (yellow-footed antechinus), 2462 nucleotides. Its product is annotated as WD repeat-containing protein 97-like. Bases 69 to 2261 code for a protein of 730 amino acids. NCBI's taxonomy places the organism in Eukaryota, Metazoa, Chordata, Mammalia, Dasyuromorphia, Dasyuridae. The record is from RefSeq and is a predicted model, not a curated record. The transcript is spliced from 9 exons.